Linum tenue is the source of this 2677-nucleotide messenger RNA. Lineage: Eukaryota; Viridiplantae; Streptophyta; Magnoliopsida; Malpighiales; Linaceae. The record is from the annotation of a GenBank genome assembly.
GGACGAAUCCGUAAAUUACCCGCUCCUUUUUUUCAAACCCCUAAACCCCCCGCCAUCCGACGGUCCAACUUCUUCCUCAAGAAAAAUCAGAUCUAAUCCCAACCCUUCGAUCUCCCAUUCAUUAACCCCUCCCCUUCAAAUUGCCGUCCCUCUCACUUUUCUCUUCCCCACCACAGCCCACAAAACAGAACCCCAACUUCCUCUUCCCUCUCUCUCUCUCUCUCUCUCUCUGCGUCUCCGCUCUUCUCACUGAACCGCACAGUGAAACCGCCGCUCCGGUCUCCUGAUUCCCGUCGUCCACAGCCGAAAGUCAUUGCCGAGGGAAACAAUAGCCGGAAACUCAGACGGAGAUUUUCCGACUACCGUAGCAGUAGAUCGAUUCUGUUCUGCCCUUUCACGUGACGGCUUUCGAUCCGCUUUGCUUCUAGGCGCUGUUUCAGCUUUGUUAGUGUAGUCGACGAUGGCAACAGGGACCAAGCUCGAGAAAACUGAACCCAUUCCUACAGGACCGAUGAUUGAAGCUGUCAGUAAAUUGGCGGAACACGACAUGGCUUCAAGGAAAGGUUCAGUGAGAUCUGAUACAACUCCCAGCAUUCCCUCAAGAGAUGCUAAACCUGGCAUCAAAGCUGAUGUUGAUGUAGCUUCUAACAUCAAAGGGAAUAAUGAUACGGAGUCAUAUGGGCAGCACGCUCUGUAUAAUGUGCCCACUAGCACUUAUGGCUAUUAUUACCCAGGCUAUGGUGGGUCAUUACCUCAGUUGGAUGAGCAUGGUUAUUUUCAAGCAGAUGGUUCUCAUUUGGCUCUGCAAUCUGACAAUGGCUCUAUGGUUUAUUACAUGCCUGGAUACAAUCCUUAUUCUCCUGGGGCUGUAGUUGGUGUAGAUGGUCAAACUGUUGGUCAACAACAAUUUUAUCCUUCCUCCGAGUACCUUCAGCAGCCUGUAUCUUAUGGAUCAGAGGCUGUGCCUUUAUAUAAUUGGGAUUCCACUUAUCUCAGUGACACCCCGAAUGGACAUGUUGGAUUCCCAUCUGACAACUACAAUAGUCGAGGUGCUGCUACUACUGCUCUUCACAAGUCCAGUGGGAUGAACUCUACGAAAACAAAUGGUACUAUCAGUGGAAAAUACCCUAGGCCUAAUAGUACACAACCUGCAAGGCCUCUUAACAAGGUCCAGCCCUUGGGUUCUGAUUACUCGGCAGGUUUCUUGAAGGGAUAUAAUAACACUGUAGGAAGGUUACCUCCUUUCAGUGGUCAGCAGAAACAUUUGGCAUUUCCCCAGUAUGGCUCACUAAACUACAGGCAGAAUGCUAGGUCAUGGAAUGUAAAUGAUGAUAGAAGCAGAUCAAGAUACAACAGAACACAAAGACAUGGAAGUUUCGAGUCUAAUGAAUUGUCUUGUGGCCCUAGGGGGGCUGCCAGCAGGGCUUGUGGUCCUAGGGCGUCCAACAGAAGUACCCCAUUGGAUCCUUCUACAAAGAAAGAAGACCUGGAAGGAACAGCAUGUGCCGACCAGUACAACCUUCCGGAUUUUGAAAUCGAGCAUGCAAAUGCUAAGUUCUAUGUCAUCAAGUCAUACAAUGAAGAUGACAUCCACAAAAGCAUCAAGUACAAUGUGUGGGCUAGUACUCCCAACGGAAACAGAAAGCUCGACGAGGCAUUCCGCAGUGCACAAGAAAAAUCCAGUGAGGCUAGUGGUACAAGUUGCCCAAUAUUUCUCUUCUUCUCGGUAAAUGGGAGUGGUCAGUUUGUUGGGUUAGCUGAAAUGGUUGGACAAGUGGAUUUCAACAAGGACAUGGACUUUUGGCAGCUCAGCAAGUGGAAUGGCUUCUUUCCAGUCAAGUGGCAUGUAGUUAAAGACAUCCCUAACAAUCAGUUGAGGCACAUCAUACUUGAGAACAAUGAAAACCGACCUGUAACUUUCAGCAGGGACACCCAGGAGAUUCUGAUGAAGCAAGGUUUAGAAAUGUUGAGUAUUUUCAAGAGCUACUCGCCAAAGUCAUCAUUGUUAGAGGACUUCACCUUCUAUGAGACCAGGGAGAAGUCUGUCAAUGCGAAAAAGAACAGUAAGGCCACUACUGGGGAAGCAGAAACACUUGAAAAUGGUGAUAUCGCAAAGGAUGCCAAAACUGGAGAAGAGAGAGCCGAAGAUGAUACUAAGACUGGGAAGGGCGCUAACAGCCCCUCAAGUCUUGCUGAUCUAACUAAGAACCUCUCCCUAAAUGGCUGCAGUCUAAAGGAGAAUUCUGUGAUGAAGCCAAUCGAGAACGGGCUCCCAGCUGCUGUUGUCGUUGCUGCCGCUGCACCAUAGGAGACUUGACGUAUGGGGAAUUAGAAAAAAGCUGUACCAGUAGUAGUUUUUCAUAGUUUUUACCAAUGUUAUAGCUCAAUCCAGGAGGGUUUCUUGUAUGUCCCCUCUAAAGUGUUCUUUUGUCAUUCGAUUCCCUCUGUAGUUCAUUUGUUUCAGUUUUGCUUGUUUCUUGUUGUAAGCCAGUUUUCAUAGGCUUUUUUUGGUGCUUUAGGUGAGUAAUGUCUUGGCUUCAUUUUGGGCAAAGUGCUUUCGUUUUCUCACUCUUUUUAGGGAGUCAGAUUGUUUUGUGGUGUCUAUUUUGGUCAUUUACAAUUUCGACCUUUUUCCCCAGUCUAUUUUCAGCCUUUUGUUCUUGAGUUUGAGUUUGAC